This is a messenger RNA of Peromyscus maniculatus bairdii (prairie deer mouse), 1469 nucleotides long. RefSeq names its product small ubiquitin like modifier 1 (gene Sumo1). The record is from RefSeq and is a predicted model, not a curated record. Gene Ontology annotation, molecular function: protein binding. Lineage: Eukaryota; Metazoa; Chordata; Mammalia; Rodentia; Cricetidae.
UUUUGUUUCUGAGUAUCUUCUAUAGCUAUCCUAACGUAGAGAAUGCUGGAAUAUCUUCUUUUGUGCUAACCUAAACAAAACUUCUCACUCCUCUCCUCCCCUUAAAGGUCUCAGGGUUUGGUUUCCUUUUAUUGCCCUUCACCACGGAAUAAGAUUUUUGCUUUCUAGAUACUUGCAGGAAGAAGCAACUCUGUUCUAUGACUAUAAAUUCAUAGGAAUAUGGCAAGACAGUGUUUGAAGAUAGUCUUCUAGUUUCCAGGUGAAAUACUGUGACUAAAGACGUUAAUGUUGCCUGCUGCCAUGAUACUCAGUCGACCAGCAUUGAAAGCAGAUGAGAACCAGGCACCCUGUCCCUACUGCCUCUUCUGUCAUCUAAGCACCCCAGACUCUGCACUGACCUUGGAGGCAAAACCUUCAACUGAGGACUUAGGGGAUAAGAAGGAAGGAGAAUACAUUAAACUCAAAGUUAUUGGACAGGAUAGCAGUGAGAUACAUUUCAAAGUGAAAAUGACAACACAUCUCAAGAAACUCAAAGAGUCAUACUGUCAGAGACAGGGAGUUCCAAUGAAUUCACUCAGGUUUCUCUUUGAAGGUCAGAGAAUUGCUGAUAAUCAUACUCCAAAAGAACUUGGAAUGGAGGAAGAAGAUGUGAUUGAAGUUUAUCAGGAACAAACGGGGGGUCAUUCGAGGGUUUAGAUAAUUCUUUUUAUUUUUUUCCUUUUCCCUCAAUCCUUUUUUAUUUUUGAAAAUAGUUCUUUUGUAAUGUGGUGUUCAAAAUGAAAAUUGAAUACUGGCACUCCAUCUCUUUAGAACAUCUGGUAAUCUGAAUUCUAGUGUUCAAUAUUCAUUAUUGGUUGUUUUUGUUGUGCUGAUUUUUGGUGAUCAGACCUCAGCUCCCUUAAUAUUGCCCUUCUUAUUUUAAAAGAAUUCAUGUGUGCACAGAGAGGCCACUCUUUUCAGGACUGUGCAUUUUCAGGUUUGUGACGAUAAAAAGAACGACCAGUGGGAGCUUUUCUGUGACCUCCAAUUGGCCCUGAAGUUCUAGCAUGCAGUUGCUUCACUCCUGGACUGUGAUUUUCAGUGGGAGAUGGAAGUCUUUCAGAGAACUGAACUGUGGGAAAAUGACCUUUCCUCGGCUUGAAGCUACUUUUAAAAUCUGAGGGUCUGGACCAAAAGAAGAAUAUCACGUUUGUAGUCAAGAUAACAGAUACAGUGAGAGGAACAACUCACUCCAAAGAUGGCUUCACUGGAGAGAAAGCAAGCAUCCUAAGAGUCGAACAGGCAUCUGAAGAGCCCGGGAAAGCUGUCAUUUUCAUCAGCAGUUAGUGAUAAAGUUCCUCAUGCAGAGUGUAUGCAACAGACACUGCUCCUUUUGAUUCUGUUUGUACUUUGUGGCCUGGGACAUGGGUUUUCAAGGGACAUCGUCUGUACCAGCUUCAUUAAAAUAAACAAUAUUUGUAAAAACCGUA